AUGUCUGUCGAAAGCGAAUCUGCUGCCGUACCCAGUGGUGGAUCAGAGGCAGGUAAACCUGCUCCUGCCACUGCUCCAGCAGCCACAGAAGGUAAAAAGGAUGUCUCUCCCAAGAAGGCUGCCGCUGGCAAACCACUAAGUGCACCAGUGAAAAAGCCAUCAUCUGGAAGUAAAUCACCGUCGAAGCCAUAUCGUAAGUCCACUUCCUGUUCAUCGUAA
Molecule: messenger RNA, 219 nt
Organism: Trichobilharzia regenti
Lineage: Eukaryota; Metazoa; Platyhelminthes; Trematoda; Strigeidida; Schistosomatidae
Source: the annotation of a GenBank genome assembly